AUUUGUUUUACUGUACUUCAGCAUUUUAGUGACACCAAUGAUGUUGAAUUUGGACCUGUACAACUUUGAGAGUGUUGAUGCUGAAGAUUGUCGUUACAUCCUCACAAGUCCCCGGUCAUUAGAAGCAUGCACAAGACUGGGUGUGAAGCCUAUGGAACUGCUACAUAAACCAUUGAAUGACCUUAUUGAAGAUGAUCAAGGAGUCUCAUCACUUAGACAUCUUCAAAAUCUCUAUGAAGCUAGAGAGAGACAAAGGCUUGAUCUGCUAAAGGAGUGUCGCCAGAUCCGUGAGAAGAUAAUACACGAGGAGAGGGGAAGGUCACAAAGAAGUAUAUCAAGAGCGCCAUCUGACAGCCUGUAUCAAGGUACUUCCUUCUUGGCAGGUGACGUGCUCAGUGCUGAUGAACCAGCCCAAACACUGCGUGAUCAUGUCUUUGUGGCUUGGGAAGAAGACGCAAAGAAGCAAAGGAUGCGAGAAAGAAAAUUUCAAGAAAAGUUGGCAAUGAGGAAUGAACUCAUACAAAAAGAAAGAUUGAAGCAAAAAAGGGUGAAGGUGGCACAGCAAUUCAUUGAACAUGAAGAACAAGCUCAUCUAAAAAAUGCUUUGAAGGAGAUUGAGCAGAGAAAUCUCAGAUCUCAGAGUAUUUUAGAAGAACAAGAAAAGAUAAGGAGACAUCAAUUACUGUUGAAACUUGAAGAACAGAGGCACAGAAAAAAGAAACAGGAGAGAGCACUCAAGCAAUAUGAGGAAGACAUAGAAGAUUACCAGCACGCCAUUGAGAAGCAUCAGCAUAUGAGGCUAAGCAGGGCAGAAGAACAGAGGCUCAAGGAACUGAAAUCAAAGCAAGUGGAAGUUAAGAACAAGAAUAGAAAAAAGAAAGUUUUCCAUCAAGCCAGAAAGAAAUGUAUUGAUGAACAAAGCAGAGAGGAUCAGAAAGUUUUAGAAGAAAACAUACAAUUGAAACAGAUAAACAUGGACAGAGUGUACAGGAACCAAAGUUGGCAGAAGACCCAACACAUGCUAGAAAAAAAACAAAAGGAAGCAAAACAGAAACUGAAAAAUCAACAAACUCAAAAACAGUACCAAGAGGACUUAAAAGACUGGCAAGCAGAGGUCAAAAACUAUGUCACAAGGGCCCAACAGAGAGCAUCGGUGAGAGGUCAGUGGACAGCCGAGCAGAAAGCACUUCGAGCUCAUGAAUCAAGAGUAAUGAAAGAAAAGACACAACAAACACUUAUGAAAAAGGUACAAGAGGAUGAUGAUCUCUACAGAAAAUAUUUAUCUCAUCAAAUUGCAGCUAAAGAUGCUCGUAGUAAGAGAUUUUCUGAACAACGAGAAGAGACGAAGCAGAUUCUGCGCAGUGCGGCUAGGCGGUCCUCUUUAACAUCAUCAGGAGAAUGUACAAAGACAAAAAAUUCCAGAUCCUUUGAUAAGAUGGUGAAAGAUGCCGAAUUGAGAGGUAGUCUUAGCUCUGGGCCUCAGCUGGCACGAAAGAAUGUCUCCUCUCUAUGGCUUACCUGAAUUCAAGGAAUUGAACAUUUUAAUGGGAUGAAAUAAAAAAAAUAAAAAAUAGUAAUUUUAACUGAAUUACAAAUGUAUUGUUCUCUGCCAUGACAUCUGCAAUGACAUAAUAUAAAUGUCAAGUCUCGCAGGGCAUUGGUUAAAAAUGUAUAAAACACAUACUGUACUCAACUUACUUUGGAUAUAUUUCAAAACGCAUUGGAAGAUGAGCCCUAAAAAUUGUGAUGGGAAACCCACAACAUUUAUCGCUCAGCCACAUGCUUUUCGUAUAUUAGCAAAUACUCAUUUGAUGUGUCGCAUGGUAUUACUACUACUGAUUUAUGAAAUUUUGAUGUGCACUCGCAAAGGAUGCUUUUGAGUUUUUG
Messenger RNA from Anneissia japonica, 1887 nucleotides. Its product is annotated as coiled-coil domain-containing protein 177-like. The coding region runs from base 38 to 1522 and encodes 494 amino acids. The record is from RefSeq and is a predicted model, not a curated record. Lineage: Eukaryota; Metazoa; Echinodermata; Crinoidea; Comatulida; Comatulidae. The transcript has 13 exons.